UUUUUAUUUCGGUUUUCGAUUUUUCUCUUCGAAAUGCGUGCCCUACUUAAGCAUGGGUGAAGCAACCCCAUCGACGACAGGCCUAUUAGAUUCCAACGAUCGCCCCCUCUUCAAUUUCAACUUGCGACAUGUACAAUCGGCUGUCCGGUAAUAGGCAUAAUUCGGAACGGCGGCGCAUGAACCCAGCCGCCGGAAGAGAGAAGGCGAAAGUAUGGAGACGGAAGGUCGAUCGCCCGGAAAAGACUCUGUUUCUUCUAUCGACAAAUCAUCUCUUUGUGAUAGAGAACAUCGAAAAUGGCAUUGAAUCAAACUGUUCGGUGACGGAGCUGCCAAAUCGCUCUAUGGGUAUGCUGGAAUUGGAGUCCAAGAUUUUCUUGGUGGGCGGUGAAAAUAAGAACCAAUUCGGUUGGAAUACUCAUUUCGAUGACGCCUUCCCCAGAGAAAUCUGUGAGGUGAAACAGCAUUCCGAUUCCGUGUCCAUUGUUCCUUCGACAAUCAUGCCAAAGAUGAACGAGGGGAAGUUACAUGCAAUUGUCCAAAAGUUUGGAAGCAAGAUAUUUGUGCUGCAUAGGGGCCCUAUUUUGAAGUUAGACGAGUUGACUAGGAGAUACUCAACUAGUGUUUUUGAGUGUUUCGAUUCUGCUUUUCCAGAAAACGGUUGGGUUGUGAAAUCAGGUAUACCCUUUUAUGAGGGUGUCUACCCCCAGGGACGGUAUGUCGUGCAUGGGUUCUUUCUAAUAGGGGAGAAGCUCUACUUGAACGUGAGUUGGAAAGGAUAUAGGUAUUAUGUUUUUGAUUUCAAGACAGAGGAAUGGUCCAAGGAUGACUGUUUUUUUGUGGGAAAACAUAGGUGUCCUGGCCGUCCAAAGCGUGCUGUCUCAGCUCCUGGUUUAGACGAUGACACGUAUAUCAUUUUUGGAUUCCAUAAUGUGUACUUUCCAGAAGUUCGAGCUACGCUUUUCACGCAAGGAAAAGGAUGCUCCUGUUAUCAAGAUGUGGACGGAAAUAGAAUCUUCAACUUGCAAGGAUUGGGAGGAGACACGAUGGGCUGCGAUUUUGUUGAGAUAGGAAAUGGUGACUACUUUGGCCUGCUGACAGCUAGGGAAUUCAAAACAGGUGACUAUUAUCUUCUUGUAUCAACCUUCUCAGUUAAGGUACUGGCUGCUCGAGUGCCACCCAUCGAAUCCCUCGAUAAGCCUAUCAAAAUGACAUUCUUAAGCAUUAAGUGCAAGAACCAACAGAAGUUCAACAUCACUGCUGUUAAUUUCUGCUAUAUUGCUGGAGCUGCAUGUCUUUAGAUUGUCUCAGACACAUGAUGAUCUUCUGCUACAACAUCAACCAAGUAAAAUUGAGGUCUUUUUAGAUUCAUAUUCAAUAUUCAUUAUUUAAUUAUUCAUCAUCUUUAAAUAGAAUAAUUGAUUCCUUCUAUAUUGCUUGAUUUGAUUAGUUUUGCUUUCGAAUCCUAUCUUUUACAUUGUGAAGAAUGGACAUGUGAUGUUAAAACCAAAGUUUUGUUGUUGUGGACUUGUGGGCCUUAUAAUUUAUUAGAUGUAGAUAUCAAUUAAA
Messenger RNA from Cuscuta epithymum, 1566 nucleotides. The record is from the annotation of a GenBank genome assembly. NCBI's taxonomy places the organism in Eukaryota, Viridiplantae, Streptophyta, Magnoliopsida, Solanales, Convolvulaceae.